UAAGCAUUGGUUUGGCCGGUGUAGCAAAAGAGAUAACCGACUGUGAUUGGUGCCACUACUUGUUAAAGAAUCAUUCUCUUGAAAUUGGUUGACCUUUCAUUGUUUGCGUAGAUUUAUCAUUACCCAGUACUUACCUUGUCUGCGGAAUGCUACCCUAAAGUAUUCCAAAGAUGGCAACUGAUGAGCACGGACUCAACCUGAAGAGGGAUGUUGGAAUCAUUGGGGCGGUGUCUUUCAUCGCGGGGACUAUGAUGGGUUCCGGUAUCUUCAUAUCACCCCAGUAUGUGAUCUAUACCAUUGGCAGUCCAGGAGCCAGUCUCAUUAUAUGGGCCUCGUGUGGCUUGAUAGCCAUGCUGGGGGGCCUCUGCUAUGCUGAGCUGGGAACGGUCAUCCCAGAGUCUGGCGGAGAAUAUAUCUACAUGCUGAGGACGGCAGGGAGGGUGGUGGCUUUCAUGUUUGUCUUCAGCUUUAUCACUGUCAUGAGACCAGCUAGCGCCACGGGAAUUGCACUCAGCUUUGCCGAAUAUGCCGUGGCUCCUUUUUAUGCUGGUUGCUCCCCUCCGCAGCUGGUGGUAAAGUGCGUGGCUGCCGUCGCUAUCAUUGUUCUGGCUGUGGUGAACUGUCAAAGCGCCCGCCUGGCCACCGCCAUCCAAGUGGUCUCCAUGUUCGUCAAAGUGCUGGCACUGGCAGUGAUAAUAGUGGGAGGAAUGGUUAUUCUCGUUGACAAAGGCACCGAGAACUUUGAGAACGCCUUUGAAGGAACCAAUUUUCGUGUCAGGUCCUUUGGCAUUGCUUUUUAUCAGGGCUUGUGGUCCUUUGACGGAUGGAACACUUUAAAUUAUUUGACUGAGGAGCUCAAACAUCCAGAAGUAAAUCUUCCGAGAGCAGUAAUCAUUGCCAUUUCGCUGGUGACUGGAUUGUAUCUUUUGGUGAAUGUCAGCUACCUGACUGUGAUGACGCCAAAAGAGCUAAUUUCUUCAAGUGCAGUGGCGGUCACUUGGGGGAACAAGGUGUUAGGAUCCUGGGGAUGGAUCAUGUCAAUAGCUGCAGCUUUGUCAGCCUUUGGCUCACUAAACGGGACAUUCUUCAGCGGCGGUCGAGUGUGCUUUGUUGCUGCACGUGAAGGACACAUGCCGGAUAUUCUGUCUAUGGCUCAUGUACACAGACUGACUCCAUCUCCAGCACUCAUUUUCACCACUAUAGUCUCCUUGCUGGUGCUCAUUCCCGGAGACUUUCAGAGUAUCGUCAACUUCUUCAGUUUCACUGCCUGGUUCUUCUAUGCCAUCACGCUGUCUGGGCUCCUCUACCUCAAGAUUAAGAAGCCUGAGCUCCCAAGGCCAUACAGGGUUCCCAUUAUCCUGCCUAUACUGGUAGUCAUCGCAGCAGUAUUCCUUGUGCUGGCGCCCAUCAUUGACAAUCCUCAGAUCGAAUACCUUUACGUGACUUUAUUUAUCUUCAGUGGGGCCAUCAUCUAUGUACCCUUCAUUCAUUACAAGCUAUGCCCAGGCUUGUUAACCAAGAUGACCAUAUUCCUGCAGCUGUUUUUACAGGUCGCCCCAGCAGAGAAAAACCUGUGAUGUGACAUAUAUAUUUUUUUUAAUUUGUUGGUUUUCCAGCUGUUUCCUGUACAUUAACGAUGUUUACAUUGUUUUAGCAGAUGAUUCAGUAUUUCAUGAUUUUAUCCUAAAACACGUUUGUAUAUUUUGUAGGAGUCAUUUAUGUUCAAAAGAGAAGUUACAAACUUCAUUACUUACAAAGCACCUUGUGCUAGAUUUUUACAUUCCAUAUGCUACAUGCAGCACUUUGAAUAA
This is a messenger RNA of Corythoichthys intestinalis (scribbled pipefish), 1811 nucleotides long. Its product is annotated as b(0,+)-type amino acid transporter 1. The record is from RefSeq and is a predicted model, not a curated record. Gene Ontology annotation, molecular function: L-amino acid transmembrane transporter activity. Gene Ontology annotation, biological process: amino acid transmembrane transport. Gene Ontology annotation, cellular component: membrane. Bases 171 to 1577 code for a protein of 468 amino acids. The transcript is spliced from 6 exons. NCBI's taxonomy places the organism in Eukaryota, Metazoa, Chordata, Actinopteri, Syngnathiformes, Syngnathidae.